Molecule: messenger RNA, 4763 nt
Organism: Esox lucius (northern pike)
Lineage: Eukaryota; Metazoa; Chordata; Actinopteri; Esociformes; Esocidae
Gene: gtpbp2b
Product: GTP binding protein 2b
Exons: 13
Coding region: 838-2505 (555 amino acids)
Biological process (GO): translational elongation
Molecular function (GO): GTPase activity; translation elongation factor activity; GTP binding
Source: RefSeq, a predicted model, not a curated record
GACUGAGCUGGAGGACCGGGUAUGAAGCAAUUGUGAUCAAAUCCGCUGUCAAACGUUCGAAUGAACGAUACAAUUGAACGAGUCACCUGGAAAAAGGAUUCGUGAGUCCCAAAUCACCUAAAAGAUUCAUUAAAAAUGAAUCAAUCUUUCGCGAACUGCAAAUCACUACUACACACAGACUUUGUGAUGGUGGAGGCUGGACAGCGAUUGAUGGAGACGGCUAGUCUCAGUUGGAACCAUUUCAUUCGAUACCCAGUCUGUUCCCAUGUUUAUAUGUAUUUUUUGCAGACGUGCAACAUUUAGUCUGCUAUAUUGUUGCUGACACAUCUGCUUUAUUUCUUUUUUAAUGGAUGUCCGAAUAUCCGUGGCCGGAGGUGGUACAACUCCGGCUGACGUUAGAUCGAAUUUGCAAAGACCUAGUUCAGGUAACGGUAGAAGGAUGUCAUCGAAAAAAACGCGUUCGAAAAAAGGGAAAAGAAGAAAGAGACGGAGGAGUAAAAAGACGAAAAUCAACAAAACACCACCAUAUUUACCGCCGGAGUCCUGUGAUGUCAGAUUCGCCGUUAUGGGCUUGCCUUGUUGCAACAACUCCACAGCCGGUCGAGAAAGUCAAAGAUUGAAGCACAUCUCACCAAGCCAUUCUUACCGUAUUGAUCGCUCAACCAGAACGUUAUCACAAACACUUGAGAUGAACACAUUCCCCAGCAGACAAGCACAGUUGAGCUCACAGGUGCUUGUCUUACGAAAAGGAGUCACUAGAGCACAACGCGAAAAGACUUCCCUGUCCGACAUCCACCAUUCAACCACUGCCAGCGCUGAGCCAAUUUGAGCUGCUCCAUGCUGGACACCCUGGCAUUCUCGGCUGAAGAGGGAAACAUUGAAUAUAAGCUGAAGUUGGUAAACCCCACGCAAUGCCGCUUUGAGCACCUGGCCACCCAGUUAAAAUGGCGUCUUCAAGAGGGACGGGGUGAAGCAGUUUAUCAGAUUGGGGUAGAAGACAACGGCCUGCUAGUUGGACUGUCGGAGGGAGACAUGAGAGCUUCCUUGAAAACCCUACGCAGGAUGGCAGAGAAGGUUGGUGCUGACAUCACACUUCUGAGAGAAAGAGAGGUGGAUUACGACUUGGAUGGAAACUGCAGAAAAAUUGCAGAGGUUCUUGUUCGGAAAGUUCCGGACGACCAACAGUUCUUGGACCUUCGUGUGGCGGUGUUGGGAAACGUGGACUCUGGGAAGUCCACUCUGUUGGGUGUACUGACCCAAGGAGAACUGGAUAAUGGUCGAGGCCGGGCACGCCUUAACCUCUUCAGGCACCUUCAUGAAAUCCAGACUGGCCGAACAUCCAGCAUCAGCUUUGAGAUUUUGGGCUUCAAUAGCAAAGGGGAGGUGGUAAACUACAGUGACUCCCGUACAGCUGAGGAGAUUUGCGAGAGCUCAUCAAAGAUGAUCACCUUUAUUGACCUGGCCGGCCACCACAAGUACCUGAAGACCACCAUCUUUGGCCUCACCAGCUACUGCCCUGACUUUGCCAUGCUGGUGGUCAGCGCCAACACAGGAAUAGUUGGUACCACUCGGGAACACCUGGGCCUGGCCAUGGCACUGAAGGUGCCCAUCUUUAUUGUUGUCAGCAAGGUUGACCUAUGCGCCAGGGGCACAGUGGAACGUACGGUUCGCCAGCUGGAGCAUGUCCUCAAGUUGCCCGGUUGUAACAAGGUGCCGAUGGUGGUUGCCUGCCCAGACGAUGCCGUCACAGCCGCUCAACAAUUUGCUCAGUCCUCCAGCAUCACACCUAUCUUCACCCUGUCCAGCGUGUCCGGGGAUAACCUAGACCUGGUCAAGGUCUUCUUCAACAUCCUACCUCCUCUAAGCAAUAGCAAGGAGCAGGAGGAGCUCAUGCAGCAGCUCACUGAGUUCCAGGUAGAUGAGAUCUACACAGUGCCAGAUGUGGGGACAGUGGUGGGAGGAACUCUCUACAGUGGGGUGUGCUGCGAGGGCGAAAGGCUAGUGGUUGGCCCCACGGAUGAGGGACGCUUCCUGAAGCUGAAGGUGGGCAGCAUCCAGAGGAACCGCUCAGCCUGCAGGGUGUUGAGAGCAGGCCAAGCUGCCACAUUGGCCCUGGGCAACUUUGACCGUUCGCUUCUCCGGAAGGGUAUGGUGAUGGUCAGCCCGAAGAUGAACCCCACUAUCUGCUGGCAGUUUGAGGCAGCCAUUGUCCUUCUCUUUCACGCCAAGACAUUCCGUCGGGGUUUCCAAGUGACUGUUCAUGUGGGGAACAUACGACAGACAGCCACUGUGGAUUGCCUCCAUGGAAAAGAGGAGCUUCGCACAGGCGAGAGGGCCGUCGUCUGUUUCCGCUUCAUCAAACACCCCGAGUAUCUCCGCAUGGGCGCCAAGCUGCUCUUCAGGGAGGGUGUGACCAAGGGCAUUGGCCACGUCACCAGCCUUCUGCCCAACUCACACGACCAGAACCACACCCAUGACCAAAACCAGAGGAAGAUGGACGGAUAGAGACGGGAAAAGUGGAAAGCAGAGAAAAGAGAGGGAAGGAGAGGAAAUAAGGAGGGAAGGGUCAAGUUUGUUUGAACUGAAGGUGUCCCUCCUUAUUUCCUCUCCUUCGCACCUCAUCAUGGUAGAUUGGUAUACAACCACACACUGGUAUUUUAUCCCCAUUUGUUUGUAUCUAAGUGUGUCCUUACAGAAUCCUUAUUGAAAUUCUUGAUACUUCUUUGUGGUGAAUCCUGCAGAGGCUUUUUGACAAGGGUGGGUUCAGCAAAAGUUGGCAUCUUAAAAAUCAACCCUGUAUGACUGAAUAAGCUUUCAUUAUUUUGUGCUGCUUCAGAUUACUCAAAGGAACCAUUUCCAUCCCUCUGCUCCAAACACCAUGGGGGUAGUUUUUCAAAAGUUAUCUUCCGGAUAGGGUUAAAUAUACAGAAAUACAAUUAAUAGAAAUGGACAAAUCAUUGACUUGAAUGGGGAUUUUUUCAAUUGGAAUAGUCCAGAAUAUACUUUUAUAAAAUCAUCCCUUGAAGAUCAUUUUAUAACUGAUACGAGAGUUAAAAUGUAUUCUCUCAGUUCUGCUGGACUAGACAAAGUGUGAUAAAUAUACCUUUCAGACACAUAAAGGGAUAGUUUGCUUUUUUGUUUUGUUUUAGCUCAUUGUCAACUUGCCUAUGGACUUGUUUCAUCCUCAGAUGUUUGUUGAUUAUUUAGUAACGUCUAAAAUGUUUAGCAUGUCAAGAGUAUUUAUCAACGGUAGUGGAAACAGGUUGUGUCAAUUAGCAUUGCAUUCACAAGCAAGGGAAAGAUAUGAAAGUGGACCAGGCUUGUGGUCCUCUCGGCAGAAAAAAAAUGCUCUUUGUUCACGCUUUUGAAUUCCAAAUCCCCUCCAUUCUUUUUCAAAACCAGUAUGUGGUUUACCCAUUCUGCACUUCAAUUGCCUUAAUCAGUUGUAAGAAAAGGUGGACUGUGCUGUUUGUUUCGAUAAGUGGUACCACCCUAAACUCCUCUACAUUCAUUUUCUAAAUGUCUAAUUCAACAGUAUAUGUAGGGCGGCAAUAAUCUUGUGGUUUGACUGAUGACGAAGUAAAGGGACAGUUGCGUUGCCGACCUAAUUCUGAAGGAAAUGCACGAGCAAGUAUUUUAAGUAAUGUGAUGUUUUUGAUAGUAGCGUUUUUUUUACCCUAAUAUGUCAGCCCAUUAAACCCAAUGUUGUGUAUAUGAAAGUUUCUGGCUUGUCCCUAUACUAGGCAACUUAGUACAGCUAGAUGUUAAGAGUCUGCAUGCUCAUUAGUAAUUUUCGAUAAAUAGAAUCAGCCUAAAUGGAAUCCUAAAUAUUUAUUUUUCUCUUUACUCCCAAAUACUUUGAGGUUGCGUGCAAUUAUGAAUAAAGAAUUGAAUGUAGUAUUAUACAGAUAGCAUUUUGAUGCACUAAAGUAUUGAUUCUUGAUUUUGCACUUUGUUAAAUGCUUCUGCAUGAAAGGGAGGUCGCAGUUGGAGACAUUGAGGCGUGCAGUUUUUUUAAUUAACCAAGUAGUGAAACUCCUGAAACAAUUUGUAUGGAGGUUUUAAAGUUGGUGACACCUGAUGCAUACAGUUUAUUCAAGCAGCAGUAGACCUUUAAAGUAUGUUAUGUUUAUGGUCAUAGGAAUUAUAGAAAUGUAAUGCAGAAAGCAUGCUGAGCUCUUAUAAAUACAAAAUAACAAAAUUAUGUUUUUAUUUUAUUAGUUGAGAAGUGGCAGUUUUUGCAGUAUCUGUAUGCAUUGUAUUAAGGUUGUGUAAAUAAGAUUAAACAUGUAUUAUUGUGAUUUUAAUUCAUAGACACAUUGCUCCAACAACAAAAUAUUUGUGCAAAUGUUUUUAUUUUGUUUCUAAGAGCUAAACCUAUUUGUCUUGAUAGUCAACACAGAUUUUUCACAAAACACAUUUAGGCUGCAACUCAUAGAAACCCACCAUAGCAAAGUAUAGGACUUGACUUAAUUUACAAUUAACUUCCCACAGCUAAACUUAUUUCUGAAAGGCUUACCAGUGUGUGGGGUUAAUUGUGGUAGGUUUUUAUACAGAACCAAAUACUAAGCUCCGAGUUCAUUUUACCAUUCAGGAAAGAUCUACAUAACUACUGCACUGCGGGUCCGACUGAAUUGCACCCUUAAUGUGAUUUUUGCACUUUAACUGAAAGCAACGUUAUAUAAUUGUCAGUGGUUUAAAUUUCUCCCAACACUUUUUGGGCUUUAAUGUACACGCUAAGCAUAAAUAAAAUAUAAAAGGUC